Messenger RNA from Arabis nemorensis, 2835 nucleotides. The record is from the annotation of a GenBank genome assembly. NCBI's taxonomy places the organism in Eukaryota, Viridiplantae, Streptophyta, Magnoliopsida, Brassicales, Brassicaceae.
AUGGAGUCGCGGAUGGAUCAGUAUGAGAUCAUGGAGCAGAUCGGUCGUGGAGCGUUCGGUGCUGCCAUUCUAGUUCAUCACAAAGCCGAGAAAAAGAAGUAUGUUCUGAAGAAGAUCAGAUUAGCUAGGCAAACGGAACGCUGCCGGAGAUCUGCUCAUCAAGAGAUGGCUUUAAUUGCACGAGUUCAACAUCCUUACAUUGUGGAAUUUAAAGAAGCCUGGGUUGAGAAAGGUUGCUAUGUUUGUAUUGUCACUGGAUACUGUGAAGGAGGAGACAUGGCUGAGCUUAUGAAAAAGUCAAAUGGUGUGUAUUUUCCUGAGGAGAAACUCUGCAAGUGGUUUACUCAAUUGUUAUUAGCUGUUGAGUAUCUACAUUCUAACUAUGUUCUACAUCGUGAUCUAAAGUGUUCCAACAUUUUCCUUACAAAAGAUCAAGACGUCCGCCUUGGGGACUUUGGUCUUGCCAAAACUUUGAAGGCGGAUGACCUAACUUCCUCGGUUGUUGGAACUCCAAACUACAUGUGCCCGGAACUGCUUGCUGAUAUCCCUUAUGGUUUUAAAUCUGAUAUCUGGUCGCUAGGCUGCUGUAUAUAUGAGAUGGCUGCGUAUCGGCCUGCUUUCAAAGCUUUUGAUAUGGCAGGGCUUAUAAGCAAGGUUAAUCGCUCCUCAAUUGGUCCAUUGCCUUCGUGCUAUUCACCAUCUUUAAAAUCACUCAUCAAGGGGAUGUUAAGGAAGAACCCCGAGUAUCGGCCAAGUGCCUCCGACAUUUUGAAGCAUCCUUAUUUGCAGCCAUAUGUUGAGCAAUACCGUCCAGCUAUUUCUGCGUCUAUAACUCCAGAAAAGCCUCUUAAUUCUCGUGAGGGCCGGAGGAGUAUGGCUGAAAGCCAGAACAGCAAUAGCUCAAGCGAAAAAGAUAACUUCUAUGUGGGUGACAAAAAUAUCCAAUCUAUGGUUCCAAGUAAUGGUAAUAAAGCCACUGAGACCGAUUCAGUUUCUGUCGAUGAUGAAGACGUCCUCGACCAUAUGCAACAACCAGCUGAAAAUGUCCACAGUGUUUUAACAACAAAAACAGAUAGCCAUGGGAUUUUAAAGCCCUCACACAGUGACCAGCGACCAGACAUUAUUCAACCAAGGCAUCCAAAAACUAUCCGAAACAUCAUGAUGGUUUUGAAAGAAGAGAAAGCUAGAGAGAAUGGUUCACCCAUGAGAGCUAAUCGAGGGAGAACGUCUGCUGUUCCUACACAGAAAAAUAAUACUGAAACUCCUUCAAAGAUUCCCAAACUUGGUGACAUUGCUCAUAGCUCCAAGAGUAACUCAAAUACACCUAUCCCGCUGUCAAAAAUAGCUUCUGAUUUUGCAAGGACUCCAGGUUCAAUACCACCAAAGCAUCACAUACCAGUGAUUGACUCUUCUCCAAAACUUAAGCCUAGAAACGAUAGAAUCCCCCUUGCUCCUGCUGCUAAACACGAGGCCGAAGAGGCAAUGUCAGUUAAGCGAAGGCAAAGAACACCACCUACUUUACCAAGGAGAAUGUCUUUGAUAGCUCAGCAGUCAAGACAAUUAGGAGCCGAUAUCCCAAAUAUGGUGGCCAAGGACACCACGAACCUAUAUCCGUGUGUGCCAUCAGAGCCUGAAACUAAUUCUCAUCAGUGUCACGUCCAUGCUUCCACUGUAAUUACGCCAGAGCCAAAAAGAACCUCUGUCGGAUCUUCCAGAGGAAUGCAGAGUGAAAGCAGCAACAACUCUAUCUCGUCUUCGUUGUCCAUGCAGGCAUUUGAGCUCUGUGAUGAUGCUUCCACCCCAUAUAUCGACAUGAUAGAACAUACUACUCCUGAUGACCACCGAAGAUCCUGUCACAGUGAGUACUCGUCUUCAUUUCCAGAAAUCUCUUCGGAGAUGAUGAUCCGCAGAGAUGAACACAACACCAGUAUGCGGCUUACUGAAAUUCCCCACACUCUUUCCGAUGUUCAAAGCAACAUUUCCCAUCACCAGUCAGAAGGAAGCUCUCCUACUGUGCCUAAAGGGGGUAGCGCUGCAACAAUACCAAGCUACGAGCUAAAUGCAUCGCAACGACAACACGGUGAUGACAUAUUCACAGUCAAAGAAUUUGUUUCCUCUGUUCCCGAAGCAACACCAAUGCCUUUGCCUGUUGGACCGUCACACCAAGUGAAUUCUCACUCUGAAGACAAAAGAACCGUUGUGUCUCAGAACUCAGCUCUUGAGGAGAACAACAAUCAAGUUGCUGACGAUGUCAUACAUGCUAUCCGCCACAGCAGUUUCCGAGUAGGGAGUGACCAGCCAGUCAUGGAAAGUGUUGAAGUUGGUGUGCAGAACGUUGAUGUCGGAAAACUCAUAAACGUUGUGAGAGAUGAAAUGGAAGUCAGAAAAGUAGCCACUCCCUCUGAACCAACCACCAUGAGAUCGAUCAACUCAGAGUCUCCUGACUCAAGAACCGAGACCCGUCCUGAUGAACCUGACCCCAUCACCAAUUACUCAGAAACAAAGAGCUUUAACUCAUGCUCUGAUUCGUCUCCAGCUGAGACCAGACCCAACUCAUUCAUGCCUGAAGAGGAAACAACUCCGGCUCCAGCUGUGAAAGAAACGUUGGACAUCAAGUCAUUCAGACAGAGAGCAGAGGCGCUUGAAGGCCUCUUGGAACUAUCCGCGGAUUUGCUGGAACAGAGCAGGCUCGAAGAGCUAGCCAUCGUGUUGCAGCCGUUUGGGAAAAACAAAGUUUCGCCCAGAGAAACCGCAAUUUGGUUGGCAAAGAGUUUGAAAGGAAUGAUGAUCGAAGACAUCAAUAAUAACAACAGUGGCUGCUCCAGGAAUUGCUAA